Spirodela intermedia is the source of this 249-nucleotide messenger RNA. The record is from the annotation of a GenBank genome assembly. Lineage: Eukaryota; Viridiplantae; Streptophyta; Magnoliopsida; Alismatales; Araceae.
AUGCGUAUGUAUUGCGACAAUCAAGUUGUCAUAUUUAUUGUCGACAAUCCCACUUUUAAUGAGCAUAUGAAGUAUAUUAAGAUCAACUAUCAUUACAUUCAAGAUAAGGUUAUGUUUGAAUUUAUCUCUACACCUCAUCUGGCAUCAUCUCAUCAACUUGUGAACGUCUUCACAAAGAGUUUGACCGGCAUCUCCUAUGAUAUCACGUGUACCAAGUUAGACAUAUUUGACUUAUAUAUUAUAGUUUGA